AUCAAUUGAAUAAUGGUUGUGGUUGGUUGAUGUUUGGUUAGGGUUUUAUGCAAGAAAAGAUUUUUCUCUUUACUUAAUUUAGUUGCUAGUAUUCUUCUGAUCCAGAAUAUUAGAUUGUUGCUAAUCAAAAACUUUUUGAAUCUAAUUUCCUGCAAUAAGGAUUACGUGAAAACCAACCAUGGACGAACAUAGAAAUGUGGAGGAUACUCCUGCAUCUCAAAGACUCACGAAUGAUGACUUCAGGAAGUUAUUGAUGACCCCUCGAGCAACUCCUUCGGGGGGCUCCCAUCCUGCGGGCUCUGUACGGGAGGCUAUGGCUAAUGCAGGAUCUAUGCCUCCACCAGCAGAAAACAAAAGUGAGUUACGUCGUAAAAAGAAAUCUUACUAUGCAGCAUUGAAGAAACAAGAAGAUAACAAACUUGCAGAGCUCGCAGAAAAGUACCGUGACAGAGCGAGGGAGAGAAGAGAUGGCUCUAAUGACAUUGGGCCUGCAGAUCCCACCAGCAAUACUAGUAGUGCUUAUAGAGCUGUAGCUCCAGAUCUCAAAUCUGGCAUGGAUGCCAAGGAAAGAAGGCGACAGCUUAUUCAGGAAUCUAAAUAUCUAGGUGGUGACAUGGAGCAUACUCACUUGGUGAAAGGUCUUGAUUACGCUUUGUUGCAAAAGGUUCGAUCUGAAAUCCAAACAAAGGAACAAGAGCAAGAAGCGGAAAUGGAGAGACUUGUGUCCGUCCCUGCUCCUGAAGCGGUCAAAGAAAAGAAGGAAGUAGUUGUGGAGGAAGAAAUGCAAUUCAAGACUACAAUGGGAAAGAAUAUCUACAACAUGAUUUUGGAACAAAAGAGUAAGAAGGUGUCCCGGAACGAGUUAUUCGCGGCGGGUCGGAUGGCGUACGUGGUGGAGCUGGAGGAGGAGACGGCGCUGGACAGCGACAUCCCGACCACGCUGACGCGCAGCAAGGCGGACGUGCCGGACGACGCCGGCGCCAGCUCCGCCGCCGCCGGCCACGUGCUGCUGGACAAGCUGGCGCAGAUCUUCUCCUACCUCCGGCACGGCCGCCACAGGAAACUUAAGAAGACCAAGGACAAAACAACAGAGAAAGGUCGCGCAGACGACUCCAUCUACGGGGAGAUAGGGGAAUAUGUGGCGGAGCGUCGAGCGGAGCGGCGGGACGAGCGGCCGCGGGACGGGUACUUCGACAAGACCAGCCGGGACGCCGAGAAGGAGGAGGGUCCGGGUCCUUUGGCGCGGCGCACUGGCGCGUCGGCGGAAGAGCGAGACAAGCGAUCGGCCGCACUGCUCUCGCGGUUGGCGGCGGAGCCCGAGGGCUACGCCGAGUGCUACCCCGGCCUGCGGGAGAUGGACGACGCCAUCGACGACUCUGAUGAUGAAGUGGACUAUACCAAGAUGGACGCCGGCAAUAAGAAGGGACCUAUCGGCCGCUGGGACUUCGACACCCAGGAAGAGUACUCAGCCUACAUGAGCAGCAAGGAGGCGCUUCCUAAAGCAGCCUUCCAAUACGGGGUGAAGACGCAGGAUGGGCGUAAGACAAGGAAGACCAAGGACAAGAGCGAGAAGGCAGAGUUGGACCGGGAGUGGCAGCAGAUUCAAAAUAUCAUUCAAAAGCGUAAAGCACCGCAGAAUUCAGAAGAGCCAAGUUACAAGACGCCGAAAUACUAACAUCCUAGAUAUAUGUGUGUGAGUGUGCUUAUUUGUAUAUUUAAGACCUCAGAUUUUUUGUAAUAUUCGUCAUUCAAUAUUGAAACUUAUUAAGUUUCACUAUUCGAUAUCCUAUAUUUCACACAAACAAGAAAAAUAUAACAAUAUUAAGAUUAGAAAUUAGAGUUACAAGUAUAAUUUUACUUCAUAUACCACAAAAAUAAUAUAUGUUCUACAUGGAUUUGUUAUGUUCCUGAAAUAACAUAAAAUAGUAAUAAUCACUACAUAGUAUAAAACAAAGUUGCUUCCCGCUAUCUGUCUGUCCCUAUGUAUGCUUCGAUCUUUAAAACAACGCAACGGAAUAUGAUGCAGUUUUUUUAAAAGAUAGUGUGAUUCCUUAGGUUUAGGUGUAUAAUUUAUUAUGGUUUUACCCAUUAUGUCGGGACGGGCCGUUGGUAUACUAAAAAAUUUUUUAUGCAGGCACUUGUAAAAUAUAUGUCCCAUAUCACCAAAAGUUCACUAAAGAUUAGUUCAAUAUAAAAGUAUUUUGUACUUUGUAAUUAUCCAAUAUGUUUGUUAUCUAAAUGUAAUUAAUUUUAGGUACUGUGUUGCUUGCAACUUGUGUUGGCUAAGGUUUUCUUAAGUGCCUGAUAGAAUGUGUGCUUAUAAUUAAGUAUAAGUCUGUAUAUAAAAAUAUUAUUUUAGGUUUUAUGUAAUAAUAAAUAUUGUAUUCAAGUGUA
Plodia interpunctella (Indianmeal moth) is the source of this 2394-nucleotide messenger RNA. RefSeq names its product beag (gene beag). Bases 179 to 1675 code for a protein of 498 amino acids. The transcript has 11 exons. Gene Ontology annotation, biological process: mRNA splicing, via spliceosome. The record is from RefSeq and is a predicted model, not a curated record. NCBI's taxonomy places the organism in Eukaryota, Metazoa, Arthropoda, Insecta, Lepidoptera, Pyralidae. Gene Ontology annotation, cellular component: nucleus.